GGCCAGAUGAACAAAGCAAAAGAACCCAGAGGGAAACUUUUCUUCCUGUUCGUUUCUAUUAUGGUUUCUACCAUCAUUUUCAUUCUCUAUGUCACUGGGACAUCCCCUGUGGAGUACAUUUCCCCCCCAAGGCUGCCGGAGCCUCCUAAAGUAUGCCCUGUGGGGACUGCCGAGCACACCAUCACCCCCCUGAACAACACUGACCACUUCCUGGUGUCAGCCUUCAUGGACCAGAGAGUGAAAGGAUUUGAUUUACGCAUUAUUAGCAUAUUCAAAACAAACUCCGCCAAACCUCUUUACUGUCUUUUCUGCUGUGCAGGCCAGUUAUCAAAUACAACUCCAACAAACAUUUUACAACAUACAGAAAAAUUUGGUUUUCUCUUUGUCACUGCGGAUAUCAUGUGUCAGAUUCCUCAAAACUGCAACGCUACACAUGUUACUCUUCAGACUAAGCCAGAAAGAGUGAAGGCAUUGGACCAGCUUUGGCUUCCUAUAAGAAACCAGAAGACCAAAGGGAAUGAGGAGAAAAAGUUGCAGUUUAACUUCACAGUCUGUAUCUCUAAUUUGUUUGGAGGAAUCAACAAUGUGCUUCAGUUUGUACAGACGCUGGAGAUGUACAGGUUGCUAGGUGUUGACAGGGUGGUGAUCUACAACACCAGCUGUGGCCCAGAACUGGACCUCCUAUUGAAGAGCUACAGCAGGACAGGCUUCCUGGAGAUAGUUCCUUGGCCAAUCGACUUGUUUCUGAGUCCAUCUUGGGGCUGGCUCUACUCUUUGAGCGGGGGGGACGUGCAUUACUUUGGUCAACUGGCUACACUUAACGAGUGUGUUUACAGAUCCAUGGACCGGUCGCGUUACGUCCUGUUGAACGAUAUUGAUGAGAUUAUAAUGCCAUACCAACACAACAACCUGAUGUCUCUGAUGAACACACUCCAACAGCAGCAUCCAAAUACAGGUGUGUUCCUCAUUGAGGACCAUUUCUUCCCCAAUACUGUUUUCGAGCCAAGCAAGAGGUUUCGUCUACCUAAGUGGGACAAAGUGCCGGGGUUCAAUAUUCUGGAGCACAUCCACAGGGAGGACCCCGACAGAACAACAUUUACCCCGCACAAGUUAAUAGUUCAGCCAAGGUUGGUGGAGCAGGUUUCUGUGCAUCAAGCGCUCAAGGCUUUUGGAAACACAUACAUAGUUCCCCCAGAUGUUUGUCGGAUCAUUCACGUCAGUGGUUCUCCGACGGUAAAAUUUAAUGCCAAGAAGCUCCAUGAGGAUAAACGCCUGUGGGACUUUAACGAAAAACUAAUUCCCAAUGUUGACAAAGCACUGGAGAGAGCAGGGCUGCUGAGAUCAGAACCUGCCCUUUAACAGGUUAUGUACUUCAAGGUCUAGAAAUGUCAGCUGAUCAUCUGUUCUAAUGAAACUCAGUUUAGUCUUGAAACCUUUCUGUGUUCUAAUCUCUUUCCAUUUUUUUCAAAAGCAGCUCCAAUAUUGUUACCUGUUUUACCAUGUUUCUGGUGGUGGAACUUUAUAGAAACAUACCGAGACUUUUAGGUUGGGUAGAAUCAAAGAUCUGAACCAGUUUGCUUGACUGCUUCAAUUGCUGCAACUCCUGUUGGUUUGCCAUGACAACUGCUCUCAUAUCUAGCAAACUGAGGGGCGUCCAAAACGGCCGUGUCAGGGUGACAUGCACUUUCACGUUUUUAAUAACAGGGGCAUCAAUAUUUUUACAAUGUUAGUAUUUAACCCCAGUAGUAGAAAAGUUGACUCUUCUAUACGUAUAUUCAAGUCUGCAGCAGGUUUAAAGACACAGUCAAAGGCCUGUGACUAAAAUUGAAACGUCAGAUACAUUUACCUUUUUAAGGAUUUCUAUGUCUACAUGACAAAGCUACAGGACUCUGACUAAACUGCAGGGGCAUCUUGCACAUACGCUCUCUGUAUUCAAAGCAUUUGGUGAAACUGCAUGUCAGCUUAUUAUGAGAAAAAAUAUAUCAAAAAUGUCUAUGGAUGGAUUUUGAGCUGAUAAUGCUAUAUGUUCACCAUCAAGUUACUAUGUGUUUCUUUUAACAAGUGAGCAUGUCUGGGAGCUACAGGUUAGUAAAUAAAUCACCUCUAAUCCCCUCAAGUCAUAUUUUGAGAACAUUUAAGUGUACUUAAAGAAAAUCUUUCAAGUUUUUUUUUCUUCCUGUGAUAUAUAUUCUGCUUUGUUUGCUGGUUCAGUGUGAAGUCAUAAAAAGCUAAUGGAUCCAGCAUAUUUAGAUACUUUUUUCUUGUUUCACCGACAACUUCCCAACACGGGCAUCAUUAUUACAGAAAAAUGAUUUGCUUGAAUAGCUCUACUUGUAAUAUAUUACAAAUGCCAACCCAUGCAUGUGUGAUUGUGUUUUUGUAUUUAUUCAAAGUUAAAAUAAUGGCCUUGGUAACUUAAAAAAAAGGAUAUUAUCUAAUAACAUAAUGUCACGGAAUAGCAGACACACAAGUCUUCUUUAUGUAAUGGGUAUCUUUUGGUUCUUUUAUUUUGUAUAUAUUUGAAAACACAGCCCCUUUACUUCUCAGUGUGUAUUGAAACUAUGGUAUAACUAGUCUUGGGUCUUGCCAAGCAGCAGGAAAAGGGGAUGGAGACCCCUCCCUUGACAGGCCUAUUUUUCUUUUUUAUCCCUCUGCAGUUUCAUGGUUUACUGCUUUGAUGUUUUCAGCUGUUGCUGGAAACGUGUUUGUCCCAGUGCCCCAUGGAACCAGACAACAAUAUUUCAGCUGACAAGAGCAGUAUCAAGUAAAUGGCCUGGUACUUUCAGGAAGCAUCUGCUGAGAAGGAUGUUCAUGCUCAUCAAAAUCAAGGGCAGUGACCUUAUGAUGACAAGCAUUAUUUACAUAAUGAAUCUGCAUAAAGGCUGCUAAGGCUUGACUACAAAAGGGUUUUUUCAAAGGAGUAGGUUGUUGUUCUGAUCUAAUCCACUCACCAUGUGUCUAAUACACCCAAUCACAGAGCUGAGCAUAUGAUUCUCAGAAAAAUACUUACAUGGAAACCUUUUAAAGCUCAGCAACUUGUUAGGUUACAUCUCACUCUCAGUCGCUCAUCCUCAUUUCCGGAGACACCGGCCGCUUAGAUCACAACCUGUGAGACUGCAGACCUUUUACAAACCAAUGGUGAUAAUCAGCAUGUUUCUAUUUGUAUAUUUUGUUAUCUAUUGUUUGAUUACCUUUGCCCUCCAUUGUGAGCUGUUGUACUAACCAAAUAGCUCCCAAAGGUGGAUCAAUAAAGUGCUUCUAAUCUAAUCUUUAAAAAAUGCCAUGAGGACUGCUUUGGCCAUUUGAUUAUUGUUCUACACUGAAAGAAAAGCAGAAGUGACGAUGUGAUUCAAUGCUUUUGUGGCUGAUCAGGCAGCUAUGGGAAAUCUGGUCAGUUGUCUAGUGAUGUAGCUUGAGUCAGCAACGACACAGUAUGCGCAGAAUGCAGGUUUAAAUAUGAGUAGCAGAGGUCCAGUGUUAGAAAAUCUGUAACUGUUGUACCUCAUUAUCUUGCUCCUCCUCUACACUUUAGGCUAACUGGCCUCGUGAGUCGUUACAAGCCUAACAGACAAACAGCCUUGAAAACUGACAAAGGGCCACGUUGAGUUAUGGGUAACGCAUAUAUUUUGUUCUGAUAAGAAAAACAAAAAUGUUUCUAAAUCAACACAUUUUUUUAAACUAGAAGCGACCACAUUUUUUUGUAACAGGGCGUAUACACUAA
This is a messenger RNA of Labrus bergylta (ballan wrasse), 3721 nucleotides long. Its product is annotated as beta-1,4-galactosyltransferase galt-1-like. Gene Ontology annotation, molecular function: glycosyltransferase activity. Lineage: Eukaryota; Metazoa; Chordata; Actinopteri; Labriformes; Labridae. The record is from RefSeq and is a predicted model, not a curated record. Gene Ontology annotation, cellular component: cytoplasm.